GAAUUUCAUUAAAAAAAAAAAAGAAUCCCAAUCAAAAGAUAAAGAAAAAAUGACCCACAUCUCCAACUUAACCACCUGAUUUGCUGGACCAAAGCAGAGAAAACAAAAAUGUCAAACUUUCGUAAUCAGACGAGAGCAGCGGCUUCUCUGAUCAGGUGCCUGAAACGGAGCCUCAUCGAUCCUGCUCGUAUGGCUCGCCCGAGAUGUUUCACCACGGCGGAGGGCCACCGCCCCACACUCGUUCACAAGCGCAGCCUCGACAUCCUUCAUGAUCCUUGGUUCAACAAAGGAACAGCAUUUUCCAUGACGGAGCGAGAUCGUCUGGAUCUUCGUGGCCUUCUUCCUCCAAAUAUAAUGUCUUCCGAACAGCAAAUUGAACGCUUCAUGGUUGAUUUGAAGAGGCUUGAAGUUCAAGCUAGAGAUGGACCAUCUGAUCCAAAUGCUCUUGCCAAGUGGCGGAUUCUUAAUCGCCUGCAUGACAGAAAUGAGACUAUGUAUUAUAAGAUUUUAAUUGCCAACAUCGAGGAAUAUGCUCCUAUAGUUUAUACUCCAACUGUAGGUCUUGUUUGCCAGAACUAUAGUGGUCUGUUUAGGAGGCCUCGAGGAAUGUACUUUAGUGCAGAAGAUCGGGGAGAAAUGAUGUCUCUGGUUUACAACUGGCCAGCUGAUCAGGUUGAUAUGAUUGUUGUUACAGAUGGUAGCAGAAUAUUAGGUCUAGGAGACCUUGGAGUUCAGGGAAUUGGAAUUGCAAUAGGGAAGCUGGACUUGUAUGUUGCUGCUGCCGGGAUCAAUCCUCAGAGGGUACUUCCUGUCAUGAUUGAUGUUGGAACUAACAAUGAGAAGUUGCUCAAAGACCCCUUAUAUCUGGGGCUUCAACAACACCGUCUUGAUGGUGAUGAGUAUAUUGCGGUGAUUGAUGAAUUCAUGGAGGCUGUUUUUACUCGUUGGCCACAUGUUAUUGUGCAGUUUGAAGAUUUCCAGAGCAAGUGGGCCUUCAAGUUAUUGCAACGUUACAGAAAUACAUACAGGAUGUUCAAUGAUGAUGUUCAGGGAACAGCUGGGGUUGCAAUUGCUGGUCUACUUGGAGCUGUAAGAGCACAGGGAAGGCCGAUGAUUGACUUUCCUAAACAAAAGAUUGUUGUUGCUGGUGCUGGAAGUGCAGGAAUGGGGGUUCUCAAUGCUGCAAGGAAAACAAUGGCUAGAAUGUUAGGAAAUAACAAGACUGCUUUUGACAGUGCAAAGAGUCAAUUCUGGGUUGUUGAUGCCAAUGGUCUUAUCACAGAGGAACGUGAAAAUAUUGAUCCAGAGGCCCUGCCAUUUGCAAGGAAAAUCAAAGAAGCUGGUCGCCAGGGAUUAAGGGAGGGUGCAAGUCUUGUGGAAGUGGUGCAGCAAGUGAAGCCUGAUGUGCUUCUUGGGUUAUCUGCAGUUGGAGGAUUGUUUUCCAAAGAGGUGUUAGAGGCUCUUAAAGGUUCAACUUCAACUAGACCAGCCAUCUUUGCAAUGUCAAACCCUACAAAAAAUGCCGAGUGCACCCCAGAGGAAGCUUUCUUGAUUGUAGGUGACAACAUUAUAUUUGCAAGUGGAAGUCCAUUUAGAGAUGUUGAUCUUGGAAAUGGUCAUGUUGGGCAUUGCAACCAAGGAAACAACAUGUAUCUCUUUCCAGGUAUUGGACUUGGAACUCUUCUAUCUGGCUCUAGGAUUAUUUCAGACGGCAUGCUACAGGCUGCAGCAGAACGGAUAAGAGAUAUAACAAAGGAGGUAGCUGCAGCAGUGGUGAAGGAAGCCGUAGAAGAGGAUCUUGUGGAAGGAUAUCGUGAGAUUGAUGCUCGAGAGCUCAAAAAAAUCUGUCAGAGCCAGGAGGAACUUGUAGAAUAUGUGCAGAACAACAUGUGGAGUCCAGAAUACCCCACCCUAGUUUACAAGAAGGAUUAGUUGGCCGGAAUAAUUUAUUGAAUCUGAAAAAUCCUCAAUCAUAGAUGUUGUGCACCAAACAAUCCAGCAGAGCUUGUGGUAAGCUGGUGAUGGAAGAAUCAAACAUGCUGUGUUGGCACUAACGCUCAAGUACCAGCAUUCUUCUAAAUUCUGAUUUCGUUGGUCAGAUAAAUUCAUUACAGUGAAUGUGAUACAUUAACUGUGGGUGUAAAUGCAUUUAUAUAUGUAUAAGCUUUUGCUUUGAGUAUAUGUAUUUAGCCUGGACAAAGUUAAUAUACCAUAUAUGAUUUAAAGAAGGCACAAAUGAGAAAUAAAGGAUGGGUGGACUUAA
This is a messenger RNA of Durio zibethinus, 2263 nucleotides long. Its product is annotated as NAD-dependent malic enzyme, mitochondrial. Gene Ontology annotation, molecular function: malate dehydrogenase (decarboxylating) (NAD+) activity; NAD binding. The record is from RefSeq and is a predicted model, not a curated record. Gene Ontology annotation, cellular component: mitochondrion. NCBI's taxonomy places the organism in Eukaryota, Viridiplantae, Streptophyta, Magnoliopsida, Malvales, Malvaceae. Gene Ontology annotation, biological process: malate metabolic process; pyruvate metabolic process.